UCAAACUUUCCCGUCUUUAUUUGAUCAAUCAUCUUUGUUUGCAACUACCCCGGCCGGCCUUAACCGCCAGGACUGUUAAUGACAUUUUAAUGGAGCCAUAGCUGGGAAAAGAAAGAAUGGUUGGGAUAAAAAGCUGAAGAAAUAUUGCUGUUAUGAGACCCAAUAAGAAUUAAGUAGUGUAUAAAUGCAGACAAAGAUAAUAGUUUAAAAGAAUAAAUAUGGCUGAUGUUCGUAGUCGAUCUAGAGUUUAUGCAGAUGUCAAUACUCACCGACCAAGAGAGUAUUGGGAUUAUGAAUCACAUAUUAUAGAAUGGGGUCAACAAGAUAACUAUCAACUGGUGAGAAAGUUAGGUCGUGGAAAAUAUUCAGAAGUAUUUGAAGGGAUCAAUGUUACUAACAAUGAUAAAGUUGUAAUCAAAAUUCUAAAGCCAGUCAAAAAGAAGAAAAUAAAAAGAGAAAUAAAGAUUUUAGAGAAUUUAAGAGGAGGACCAAAUAUUAUCACUUUAUUAGACGUAGUAAAAGAUCCUGUUUCAAGAACGCCUGCUUUGGUAUUUGAAUAUGUUAACAAUACUGAUUUUAAGCAACUUUAUCAGCAGUUUCGGGAUAUCGAUAUUAGAUUUUACCUGUAUGAACUUUUGAAGGCAUUAGACUACUGUCAUAGUAUGGGGAUAACACAUCGUGAUGUAAAACCUCACAAUGUAAUGAUAGAUCAUGAACAGAAAAAACUACGACUUAUUGACUGGGGACUAGCAGAAUUUUAUCACCCAUCUCAAGAAUACAAUGUAAGAGUAGCAUCACGAUAUUUUAAAGGACCUGAACUUCUUGUAGAUUUUCAAGAAUAUGAUUAUUCAUUAGAUUUAUGGAGUUUUGGAUGUAUGUUUGCUAGUAUGAUAUUUAAAAAAGAACCUUUUUUUCAUGGUCACGAUAAUUAUGAUCAGUUGGUUCGAAUCGCUAAAGUACUAGGGACUGAUGAUUUAUUUGAAUAUCUUGCUAAAUAUGAAAUUGAAUUAGAUCAGCGAUUUAAUGAUAUAUUGGGAAGACAUUCAAAGAAACGAUGGGAUCGUUUUGUUACACAUGAAAAUAGUCACUUACUGAGCACUGAAUCGUUUGAUUUAUUAGACAAACUUCUGCGCUAUGAUCACAAUGAAAGACUAACAGCUCGUGAAGCUAUGGAACAUCCUUAUUUUUAUCCUAUAGUUCGUCAGGAACCAAUUAAAUUAGGAGGUGAAUCUUUUCAGUCAGCACAGAUACCAUCUACGAUUACGAACUAAAAUAUGAAAGUUAAUAUCAAAGUAAUAUCUGAAUAAACUUGCUGUUCAUUCCAACUACUUGCUGAUGAUUUUUUUGUGUCAUAGCUACGUAUCAAUAUAUUUGUUGACGCUGUUUAUAAUUCUGACGUCAUAAAUAUAUAGUUUUUUUAGUUUGUUUUUUUGUAAAGUAAACCUGCUUCAUUGUUU
Molecule: messenger RNA, 1457 nt
Organism: Hydra vulgaris (swiftwater hydra)
Lineage: Eukaryota; Metazoa; Cnidaria; Hydrozoa; Anthoathecata; Hydridae
Product: casein kinase II subunit alpha
Biological process (GO): peptidyl-serine phosphorylation; regulation of cell cycle; peptidyl-threonine phosphorylation
Cellular component (GO): protein kinase CK2 complex; cytosol; nucleus
Molecular function (GO): protein serine/threonine kinase activity; ATP binding
Source: RefSeq, a predicted model, not a curated record